AUGUCAAACAAGCUCAUUUCGUUGGUCUUUGUGACCACCUUCUUGUUGAUGACCACCUUCUUCAUGUCACCACCUUUCUUUGUGAAUGGCCAAAUCAGUGCCGAUCUCACCAUCAAGAUUCCAAAAACUUCAUUGACUUGUCAACGAACUGUGACCUACACUCCAAGUACCACCACUGUGGCUUUUGACAGCACUUCUCGAUGCGAUCUAAAUGCCACCAAAGCACUUUCACUCGGAACGUUCACUUCAAUGGGUUUACAAGCCAGUGUCAAUGUUCUCCCAAUGAUCAAAAUGACUGCUCAAGCAGGAGUCACUUUAUCUGUGAACAUUUUUGGCAAAAUGACAAGUGUUGACUUUGCUUUCAAUGUCGGUGCAUCCAUGGGUUUUGAUGCCCUCUUUGAAUACUUGGAUAAUGAUUCCAAUCCAGGUUAUCAAGUGGGUGGUGCUGAUCAAAUUGUCAAAUCCUAUCCAUUAACUUCUCUUCAAUGGUCUCAAUUGUCUGUUGUUUCGACCAAGAUUGAUGCCAACACCACUUUCUAUCAACUCUCCACUGAAGCUCAAGUUGGAACUUUGUGCAAAGUCAAACUCAUUGGUUAUCUCACUACCAAUGAAGUCAUUCUCUCAAGCACUGCAUUUGUUUCGAGAGAUGGAAUUCAACAAAUUCUUGUUCCUUCCUCCUUCAAGACCUCUCUUCAAGUGUUAAAUAUUUCACCAUCGAAUCCUGCUGCCAAGAUUGGUAUUUCCACAUUGUUGGCAUUCCGUGGAAAAGUCAAUACAAAGGGUACACGAAGUGCAACCAGUCCAGCUCGAGGUGAAGAACGUCCCGAUGAUGACUCUGCUGAUCAGAGUGUUCUUCAAAUUGAUACUUCUUCCUACUUGUCUGGAUUUUUGAAUUUACCAAGUGGUUUCCAAAUUCCAAAACCAUUCUUCUCGUAUCAGACCUUUGUGAGUAAAUUGAGUGGUGCCUCUGGAAUUGCCUCUGGAAGAUCGAAACUUAUCUCCACUUCUCUCACUCAAGCCACUGACGCAAGUGCCAAUGUCAAUACGGAAAUGACUGGAUCCAUUUCGGGAUCCUCGGUCUGGAGAUUUUAUGCUUCCUUGACGGAACAAGUUCAGAAUUUUGUGUGGGAUCCUUCAUUGGGUAGUUCGGAUGAUCGUCCUCCUUCUCCAACUGUUGUUUCUGGAGUCUCAACAUUUAGAGGUGGUGUUGCUGCUCUUCUCGCAGCACUUGUCAUGAUGUUGAUCAUGAUGGUCAUGUAA
This is a messenger RNA of Naegleria fowleri, 1260 nucleotides long. RefSeq lists its product as uncharacterized. The record is from RefSeq and is a predicted model, not a curated record. Bases 1 to 1260 code for a protein of 419 amino acids. Lineage: Eukaryota; Heterolobosea; Eutetramitea; Acrasida; Naegleriidae. The transcript has a single exon.